Molecule: messenger RNA, 939 nt
Organism: Pelodiscus sinensis (Chinese soft-shelled turtle)
Lineage: Eukaryota; Metazoa; Chordata; Testudines; Trionychidae
Product: olfactory receptor 52K1-like
Biological process (GO): G protein-coupled receptor signaling pathway
Cellular component (GO): plasma membrane
Molecular function (GO): olfactory receptor activity; G protein-coupled receptor activity
Source: RefSeq, a predicted model, not a curated record
GGUUCCAAUGGCACCAGUUCUGACCUGUCCUUGUUCUUCCUGAUGGGCAUUCCAGGCCUCGAACCCAUGCACCUCUGGAUCUCCAUCCCCUUCUGCUCCGUGUUCAGCGUGGCCCUUCUAGGAAACUGCACGCUGUUGUAUGUUAUCAGGACGGAGCCCUCCCUACACAAGCCCAUGUUCUAUUUUCUCGCCAUGCUGGCCGUCAUCGACCUGGGUUUAUCCACAACCACCGUGCCGAAAAUACUGAGCAUCUUCUGGUUUAAUUCCAGGGAGAUCAACUUUAGUGCCUGUCUGGUGCAGAUGUUUUUUCUUCACUCAUUUUCCAUCAUGGAGUCUGCUGUGCUGCUGGCUAUGGCCUUCGACCGGUACGUGGCCAUCUGCAACCCCCUGAGGUACGCCACCAUCCUGACCAAUUCAGUGAUAGUGAAAAUCGGGCUGGCGGCUUUGGCCCGGGCGGUUGUGCUAAUGACCCCUCUGCCCUUCCUCCUUCAGCGACUGCCCUAUUGCCGGUCCCAUGUCAUUGCCCACUGCUACUGUGAGCACAUGGCCGUGGUGAAGUUGGCCUGCACCGACACCACGUUCAAUAACAUCUAUGGGAUCAUCGUCGCUCUCUGCAUCGUGGGGCUGGAUCUGAUGUUCAUCAUCGUGUCGUAUGUCAGGAUCCUCAGGGCUGUCUUCAGCCUGGCGUCCAAGGAAGAGCAACUCAAGGCGUUCGGCACCUGUGGCUCCCACAUCUGCGCCAUCUUAGUGUUCUACGUCCCUGUGGUCCUCUCCUCAACCGUGCACAGGUUCGGCCGCCAAGUCGCCCCACACGUGCAUAUCCUGAUGGCCAAUUUUUACCUCCUCUUCCCUCCCAUGAUGAACCCCAUCGUGUACGGAGUGAAAACCAAACAGAUUCGUGUCCGGGUGCUUCUCUGGUUCCGAGGGAAAAGCUUCUAG